AUGGAAGGACCCAACCAAUCUGCUGUGACAGAGUUCGUUUUGCUUGGCCUCUCUGCCCAUCCAAAACUAGAGAAAACAUUCUUUGUGCUCAUCCUGUCGAUGUACCUGGUGAUCCUACUGGGAAACGGGGUCCUCAUCCUGGUGACCAUCCAUGACUCCCGCCUGCACACACCCAUGUACUUCUUCCUGGGGAACCUCUCCUUCCUGGACAUCUGCUACACAACCUCCUCAGUCCCUCUAGUCCUGGAUGGCUUCCUGACCCCCAGGAAAACCAUCUCCUUCUCAGGCUGUGCCGUGCAGAUGUUUCUCUCCUUUGCCAUGGGAGCCACAGAGUGUGUGCUUCUGGGCAUGAUGGCAUUUGAUCGCUAUGUGGCCAUCUGUAACCCACUUAGGUACCCUGUGGUCAUGAGCAAGGCUGCCUAUGUGCCCAUGGCUGCCAGCUCCUGGGUGGCUGGUGGCAUCAACUCCUUAGUGCAGAUCUCUCUUGCAGUACAGUUACCUUUCUGUGGGGACAAUGUCAUCAACCACUUCAUCUGUGAGAUCCUGGCUGUCCUAAAGUUGGCCUGUGCUGACAUCUCCAUCAAUGUGAUCAGUAUGGGGGUGGCCAAUGUGAUCUUCCUGGGCGUCCCAGUUCUGUUCAUCUCUAUCUCUUAUGUGUUCAUCAUUGCUACCAUCCUGCGGAUCCCCUCAGCAGAGGGGAGGAGAAAGGCCUUCUCCACCUGCUCUGCCCACCUCACUGUAGUGGUCAUCUUCUAUGGGACUAUUCUUUUCAUGUAUGCAAAACCCAAAUCUAAGGAUCCCCUGGGAGCAGACAAGCAGGAUGUUUCAGACAAGCUCAUCUCCCUCUUCUAUGGCCUCCUGACUCCCAUGCUCAACCCCAUCAUCUACAGUCUGAGGAACAAGGAUGUUAAGACCGCUGUGAGGUACAUAGUGGCUCAGAAGCACUUCACUCAGUGA
Molecule: messenger RNA, 957 nt
Organism: Canis lupus familiaris (dog)
Lineage: Eukaryota; Metazoa; Chordata; Mammalia; Carnivora; Canidae
Gene: OR13C7G
Product: olfactory receptor family 13 subfamily C member 7G
Exons: 1
Coding region: 1-957 (318 amino acids)
Biological process (GO): G protein-coupled receptor signaling pathway
Cellular component (GO): membrane
Molecular function (GO): G protein-coupled receptor activity; olfactory receptor activity
Source: RefSeq, marked inferred